AUGAACCCGCCGCCGCCCACGACACCUACCCCACGGCGCUUUCUGCUGCCGAAGAGACCCCCAACACAAUCACCUGCGCCUCAAGCAUCACAACAGUUCCAUUCAACCCCACGCUUCGGUUCAUCAUCUGUACCGCGGCCCACGCAGCGUAGGGCUCAUGAAAUCGAGGAUGUCGAGGAGGAUGGCGACGAGUCCCUCGAUGACUCGGUAGCAGGUGAUGCUGAGUCCCGGAGUGGGCGGUUACAGGAUACGAUAGAGAUUGAAUCAGAUGUCCUGACGGCACAGGAUACGGAGCACCUUUCCCAAAGUUCCCAUGAGGAGGAUGAUAUUGGUCUAAUUCCUGACUCGGAAUCUUCGCAAUUAUCGCCCGACAGGAGGGAAGUAAAGCGACGAAGAGUGUCUAUAUCACCCGCACGAUCAAGCUCCCUCGACGCGGCGGAAACAACACCUACAAAUGUACGAGCAUCAACGCCAGAGAACCAAACUAGUUCACAGGCAGAAAACGAAGCAAUCCCUCAGCAAGAACCGAUUUUCCGCCCUGCGCCACGCUUCAAACCGGCUGAGACUGUUGCCCCGCCCAUCUUACCAGAGGCAUUCUCCCCUCAGCGCCGGGGCGCGAAAUACCUCCCUGGAGGCAUGGCGUCCCAACUGCAAGGCUGGUUAUCCGAGGUGAAAGGAUGGGAAGGACCGCCGGAUGAAGACUCUGCUUUGAGAGUUACGGUGGAGGAUGUGAGUCCCGGUGCAAGGAUGUAUCUUGUUCGAGGGGCGGUGGGCGAGUCUGAUGCUUCGAAGGGGUAUAUACUCGCUGGAGAGGGCAAGUUGACGGGAUUGGGGAGGAGGGCGGUCGUACGGGUGGGGAGUUUGGUUGUCAUUGAAGAGCCGGUUUGGGAGGUUACUUUGCUUGGGGAGGUUUGGACUGUAGGUUGUAAUUGGAGUGUUGUGGGGUGA
Messenger RNA from Pochonia chlamydosporia 170, 948 nucleotides. RefSeq lists its product as hypothetical. The record is from RefSeq and is a predicted model, not a curated record. Lineage: Eukaryota; Fungi; Ascomycota; Sordariomycetes; Hypocreales; Clavicipitaceae. The transcript is spliced from 2 exons. The coding region runs from base 1 to 948 and encodes 315 amino acids.